Messenger RNA from Hylaeus volcanicus, 1956 nucleotides. Its product is annotated as sorting and assembly machinery component 50 homolog. Gene Ontology annotation, biological process: mitochondrial respiratory chain complex assembly; protein insertion into mitochondrial outer membrane. Bases 290 to 1771 code for a protein of 493 amino acids. Gene Ontology annotation, cellular component: SAM complex; outer membrane. The transcript has 8 exons. Lineage: Eukaryota; Metazoa; Arthropoda; Insecta; Hymenoptera; Colletidae. The record is from RefSeq and is a predicted model, not a curated record.
AUUUUAUUAAUUUUUAUUCAAUAAUCUACAACUAAAGAAAAUUACGAAUUAAAGUUGACUAUAUGUCACUGUGCCCAAUGCCCAAUUGUGCCUGAUUGGAUUGUGCCCAAUGCCACAAGCCACACCGUCCACAAUCGCACCAUCGCACGUCCUCGAUCGUUCCAAAUACUUAAUUUGAAAAAUUCAUCCCUUUUUUUCAUUGUCACGUAUUUAAUAGGCCUGGACAAAAUUUGAUACGUUAUUUUAAUGUGACUUUCCAUUUAGACAAACAAAAUUAAUUCUAAUAGACAUGGGAACUGUACAUGCAAAGGAAGCAAAUGUACCCAGAAACUUAAAUCAAAGCUCAAACACAGCUGUCGCCAGAGGAAAACACAAUUCUGAGAAAGGAAAUGAUUCUUCAACAUAUUAUAAUAAGAAAAAGAACUUAUCACAGGAAGAAGAAAUUAAACAAAAAUCUUUUGAUUUGCAGUCGGUAAAGGCAAGAGUAGAUAGAGUACACAUAGAUGGCCUUAUGAGAACAAAGGAUGAUAUAAUAAGAGCUCAAGUAACAGACCUUUUUAAAGCUCAAGAUUUUCAAGAUGUUCUUCUACGUGCCUAUAAAGUCAAAGGAAAACUCGAAGCUUUAGGAUGUUUUAGGAGUAUCAGAAUUUACAUUGACACCAGUCAAGGUCCUCGUGCCAGUCCAGAAGGCGUUGAAGUCACCUUUACCGUUCACGAAAUGAGACGUUUGAUAGGUGGAAUUAAUACCAUGGUCGGAAAUAACGAAGCUUCUCUCGUUAUCGGAGCAAAAGCACCUAAUUUAUUCGGAAGAGGGGAACGUCUUCAAAUGGAAUAUUCUCAUGGUACAAAAAGUUCAACUAAUAUAAAUGUGUCUGCUGUUAAGCCAUUCGUAGAUAGUUGGCUCCAUACCGUGUUAACUGGUAGCAUAUAUAACACAAACAGUGAUUUUCCGUGGUCCGGUUAUAACGAAUGCGACAAAGGGAUUUUAUUAGAUAUCGCUCUUAAUCCGGACGGAGCUGGUAUAUUGAAACAUAACUUACAAUACGAGGGCGCAUAUAGAAAAAUUAUAUCUUCCAAACAAGCAUCGUUUCGUGUCCGUGAACAAUCUGGUCCAAGUUUGAAAUCUGCAUUGCGACACAUUUGUUCUAUUGAUAAAAGAGAUUCCUUAAUAUUCCCUACUAUGGGAAGCCUCGUACAAUUUUCAACGGAAGUGGCUGGACUCGGCGGAGAUAUUGGAUUCGUUAAGAAUGAACUUAUCGUGCAAUCUAAUUGGACGCCGCACGAAUGUCUCACCUUCCAGUUGGGUCUUCAGUCGGGGCUACUUCGAGGAAUUAAUAACGAUAUGAAAAUAAGCAUAACCGAUCAAUUCUUUUUGGGUGGACCAAUGAAUCUUAGAGGAUUCGAAAUGAGAGGUUGCGGACCCCGACAGGAUGGUAAUUCGAUAGGCGGCGAUGCGUAUUGGGCACUUGCAUUACAUCUUUAUACACCACUGCCGUUUACACCCGGUCGACAUAGUUUCGGUGACCUAUUCAGGUUACACGGGUUUGUCACCGGUGGAAAUGUAUCAAACUUCACAUUUAAAUUAUCCAACAAUUACAAAGAAAACAUGAAAAUCUUCACGGAAAAUGUUCGUUGCUCGGUUGGCGGUGGUAUCGCCAUGAAACUUGGAAACGUCGCAAGAAUCGAAUUGAACCUAGUUAUGCCUUUGCUACACGUAAGAAGCGAUGUAUUGCAAAAGUUUCAAUUUGGUAUUGGAUUGCAAUACUUGUAAGAAUCUUUUGUUCCAGAGUAGUAAAUUAUAUCUUGUAUUAUUUUUUAUAUCAGUAAUGUGAAUGUAAUGUACAUUGAAACCACAAUUACGAUUAUAAAUUUAUUACUGUUACGAAGACAGUCUAAUGUUAUUAGAAAUAAAUGUUUGAACGACUCGUUUCCAAUAAAGGAACUAGUACAAAUUUC